Messenger RNA from Amaranthus tricolor (Joseph's coat), 5311 nucleotides. RefSeq lists its product as uncharacterized. Gene Ontology annotation, molecular function: dynein intermediate chain binding; dynein light intermediate chain binding. Bases 312 to 605 code for a protein of 97 amino acids. Gene Ontology annotation, biological process: microtubule-based process. The transcript is spliced from 3 exons. Gene Ontology annotation, cellular component: dynein complex. Lineage: Eukaryota; Viridiplantae; Streptophyta; Magnoliopsida; Caryophyllales; Amaranthaceae. The record is from RefSeq and is a predicted model, not a curated record.
CUUCCAUUCAAACAAAUUUUAAAAGUCAAAAAAAAAAAAGACAGACCAACUAUAUAUGGGUAUUGCUUCAUGUUCUGCCAUUUCUCUGCAUAACAACAUAUUUCCUUUUUCCAUUUAAGUUUACACCAUAAUUAAAAAUACGUCUCCAAAUCCAGAUACCCAUUCCCUGUACUAUUAACACUAUUAUCAUUAUUGAGCUUAUCCUUCUUUCUGGGUUUCACAAAUAAGAAUCAAAAAUCAUAUUAAAACAUAUCUAUCGAGUAUCUGAUCAAGGUUACUAACUAGAGUCUUGACUCUUGAGUAUACAUAAAAUGUUGGAAGGAAAAGCAUUGAUAGAUGAUAGUGAUAUGCCAAUGAAGAUGCAGAUCCAAGCUAUGGCUUCUGCUUCUCAUGCUCUUGAUCUCUUUGAUGUCUUUGACUGCAAAUCCAUUGCUGCUCAUAUCAAAAAGGAUUUUGACAAGAGAUAUGGGGGAGGAUGGCAAUGUGUGGUGGGAUCAAAUUUUGGUAGUUACUUCACUCAUUCUGAAGGAACAUUCAUUUACUUCACACUUCAGACACUCAAAUUCCUCAUCUUCAAAGGGGUUAUUUUUCCUUCACAUUCCUAAUACUUUUUUUUUGUUUUUUAAAAGACAACAUUUCAAUGGUAAUUGCUAUUCAUCAUCAAUUUUAAUUUUACAAUAUUUUUCAAACGUGUAAAAAGAUAUAAUUAAGUAAGAUUUUAUCUGAUUCAUCUUAAUGCAUAUUUUUAAAAUAUUAAUUUUUUAAUAUUUUAUUUUACAAAUUUAUAUUAUACUAUAUAGUGUGAAAAUAAAAAAAAAAUGUAAUCAUUAACAAAACAGAAGAAUGAUAAAUUUACGGUGAUUCGCUAAUUUCCUCACGAAUUGCGAAUCGAAAAAAGCAAAUUAUGGUCUGCUUUGGACUAUUCUUAGGCAACUUUGAGCAAAUCGUAAAUUCAAAAAGCGAAUUAGUUAGCAAAUUAUGUUACACUGAUGUACACAGAGAAAAAAAAUACAAUUACUUUUUUCUCCGACAUUCGUUUUCAUUGGUAUUCCCUCUUUUAGGUUCAGUGAGAUCUUAAUUCUGAGUGUGCCAAGGUUAUGGCUCGGAUCAUUGAUUUAAACCUUAUUAAUAUUGAAUCGUGUAAGAUAUAUAACAUAAAAAAUAAUGGUCAAAUUGAUUCAGUACAUUUGUAAACAUCGGCGUUCAACCCAUGUUAAAUUGAGCUAGACUUACUGUUAAUGUCAGCAUAUAAUUAAGGAAAACCUCAAGUGCACACAGUUUAUAAGUUAAGGGGAUACCAUCUUAAAACCAUAUGUUAUCAAUGUCAGCAUAUCGGCAAAAUACAAUGUGUACACACUUAAUGAGUCAAGGAGAUAUUAUAACAAACCGACUUACCGUUAACUGAGUAAACAGAGUCAUCACUGGGUUCGUUUCCCAAGAAACUGAAAUCACACUUUCAAAACUUGAGCAAAGGGGACACAAGUUUUUCAACGUAAUUAACUCGGCUACAUCUCAAAACAAACAUCUAACUAAAACACAGGAUGAUCGUACAAUUCUCUACAAGUCCGAUAUAACCAACACAACCAAAUCAAAUUACAUUUAUCCAAAAUCCUAAUGCAAAACUACAAAUUCCUACGUGCUCAGCUCAAUAUACAUCCUUGGAACCUCUAAUCACCUUUGCUAAUCCAUUAUUCCCAACUGGUUUCGAUCUUUAGUCAAACUAAAAGUUGGAAACAACAAAAAGUCAGAUUAAAUUGAAUGAGAAGUAACAAUCUAAAACAACAAAACACAGUAAUUCAAAUCAUAGGUUUAAAAGCAACAUCAGUUUCCUAGAUCUAUGUGCGCACAGGGAGUCUAGUUUGAGAGGUGCCCCAUAGCUCUAAGGCUAUGUCACUCUCGAGUGAAGCUAGUCAAUAUCUGAAUGACAAUUCGCUUCAAAAACAGGGAGCAGGGAACAAUGUUCCUCAACUCCAUCAAUGACCAGCUCGCAAGCCCGAUCCAUUGACCAUAUCAUAAUAUCAGCAUAAGCAUUCACAAUAACAUUUGUCUCAACAAUUUUCGAUUCAAAAGAGCUUUAGUAAAAAGUUUAUUUUCAAGAAUGUAGUCUGGCCAGACCCUUUAAGGGACUGCUACUACUCACCAAAAAGAACGCUUCAAGAAGCUAAGUUUGGUACACCGCGAUCACUAGAAGGGCUACUCGAUAAUGUCGCCUCCUGAAGCAUAACAAAUAUAACAUCACAACAAAGCAUACGAUACUACAACUAGGUUCAUAUAGCUCAUUGCAUCUCAUCCUAAGAAUGCAUCUUAGUUCCAUCUUCUAUUCUAAUAUUUCUCAUUUCAGAGAUUGUGCAAGUCUUAACCCCAACCCUCAAUAUCAUCAAAAUAAAUAACCUUGCUUUAGUCUAGCUUAUAUUCUUGUAAAGAUUAUACGUCUCCACAAUUCCCUUUGUAUUCCAAUUCAAACACUUCCAUGUUCAUCUAAACUCAAAACCAAGAAACUAAACAAGAUUAACAAACUAUCCAAAAGAAAGAUUCAGCUAGUUUAUCCAUUCAACUAAUAAUUUCCACACGAACCCUAGAUACCUUCAAUAACAACCAAUCAAUCAACAUUUAACCAUUACCAUAAUGUGAAAAGGUUAAUAUUAUAUCCAAGAACACUGAACUAACCACAACUAAUUCGAAUAAUCUACUACUAAAAUCAUAGCCUACACUUAAAUUCUCAUCAUCACAUAACUCGCCAAUAACACAUUUUCCAUGAAUUUCCAAUUUAAUAACUCAUCUAACUAACUCAUAUACAUUCCAAGAUUCAACAACAUUUAGGGUUUAACACAUGAAUAAACGAUUAUACAAGGGAAAUUAUAUGAAUAAGAGCAUAAUUAUUAAGGAAAAACAAGGAAAGAAAUCAAGAAGGACUACCUUCUGUUUGCAUCAACAAGAAACGGAAAAAAAAUCAAGUUCAAAUCUUUAUUUUCGUCUUGGUUUUGAUGCUUAAUCAACAAGACCAAAAACUCACUCAAUCCUUCCCCAAAUCGGCAGAAUUCAAGUCAAGGGAGGAAGAUUUUGGCUGCUUCUACACUUAUGGUGGUUCGAAAUCAGAGAAAAGCUAAAGAUAAUGCUGAAAUAAUGUGUUGAAAAUCAAAGAAAGAAUCGAUAGAUUAUACCUGAUUAGCUUUAGUUCGUUACUUUUCAAAAAAAAAAAUCAAGCGAAGGACUACGUUUCUUGAAGAACCAGGAGCGAAAUCAGAUGAAUAACGACAUUGUUGCUUCGAAAUUAGAUGAAGGGGAUGGUGUUAGGGCUGUGGCUUCCUUCAAAGGUCGAAGACAAAGAAGACGACGGCCACUGUUGUUCUUCUUGCGAAAAUCAGAAUCAACGAUUCAAAGGGAGAAUGCGAAAGAAUCAGAGGAAGGAAUCAGAGGUAGAAGAAAUUAGAGGAAGAAUAUGACUCUGAUUCUUCCUUUGGGUUCCAACGAGUGAGAGGGAGAAAGAGUAAUAAAGGGCAUUUUGUUGAAAAUCUUAUCUAACCGUAAUGUAUUCUGGCUCGACAAAGAUGGUAAUCGAGUAAUAUAUUCGAUUCGCGAUAUAAUGAAAGGACGCCGGCCUAACCACAUAACAUCGUAAAUUCAUACAACUUGUGUUAAUAGUGGUUUUCCAUUAAAAUGACCCUCCAAGUUCCCAAGAACAAGAUUAGCCAUGUUGGUUCGUGUCUCGACAGUCCCACUAGCUACAUGAGGCAAGAUUACUACGUUAUCAAGUUUAAACAUUUCUUUGGGAACAUGAGGUUCAUUAUCAAAGACGUCAAGCCCAGCCCCAGCUAACCGACCUUCAAUUAGGGCUUUCACAAGCUCUUGUUCAUCAACAUGAGGGCCUCUUCCGAUGUUGAUCAGGACACCUUUGGGCCCCAAUGCAUCGAUGACUUCACGGUUGACAAUAUGUCUUGUUUCUUCCGUUAGGGCACAGGAAACUACUAAAAUGUCACAAUUGGACGCGAGUUCAUGGACACUGGGAUAGUAAGUGUAAUUAGAAUCUGGCCUUUUUGUUCUAGAGUGGUAAGCAAUGGGGCAGUCAAAUGCCUCAGCUCUCUUGGCAAUUGCAGCGCCAAUCCGGCCUAAACCGAUGAUUCCAACCUUUUUUCCGGUGAACUGAAAACACGAAGCAAAAAGAGCAGUAAGUGAUGAGCUAAGGUCUUACUGAAGUUAUAAUAUGGAUGAAAGUUAGUAGAAAUGGAAAAUCUGCUUCCUAACAUUAAAAUACUCUCAUGAGUCACAAGGCAACAACAUGAACAUCCUUUGAGAUAUCCGUAAGCGAUUCUUACUAUAGAAGUGAUGCACGCAUCCUUGAAGGCGAAAACCUUAGAAGCGGAAAAUGAACAAAAUGGAGUUUAAUAAUGUGCAAAAUGUGGAACGUUUAAAGCCAAGAUGGAAAAUCGUUCAAUGACCGAGUGAUUAUAAAAUCACUAGUCAUAGUCUCUCUGUUCUUCUUCAGACCUAUCUACCAUAAGCAAAGAUCACAAGAUCAAUGAUGAGCUUACGAAAAGCUACGUUGCAGGAAGAUUGAGCCAAAUAAUUCAUGUAUUAUAUAUAUGCAAUUACAGUAAUUACAACCAAGGUCUGAUAAAUUGGGAUUUGUACACAAGGCACAUACAAGAAGAGAGUUGGCAGCACGUAAAUCCGAUGAGGUUCCAUCCUAAUUUUGAUCAUAAAAAAAAAUUAUUCACAAUUUUUCAUUACCACUGAAUUAAUGAAAUGAAAUGAAUAUUGUGAAGAAAAUACAUUUGUAAUGAAUAUUGUGAAGAAAAUAAAUUUGUUAAAGGAGAAUGAGCAUAUGCAUUAAGUUUGUCAAGAGAUAUUCCUAUCCAAAUUACAUUAAUUUUCUCAUUUUUAUUCCUACCAUUUAAUAUCGAUUACCAAACAGACCGUUAGUACUUCACAUAAAUAACAAUUGCACAUAAUUUGAUGAAUCAAUUUAACAUAGUCCAAUUAUAAUCUGAAAUUAAACAAAUAUAAAACUCUGGCCCCAUUGAGAAUCCAUUACUUAAAACUCCAAAGAUCCUAAAUUGUUGCUCAUCUUGUACAUUUCUAAUGGUUUUCAUCAAAACAUGAUCAACCUACAUUUUAACAUCACAUAAGCACAGAUAAAUCGCUAACAUCACCACAGGUAAAUAGCAACAAAAAAAAUUUAAAUAGCCAUUCAAAUCAUCAAUGAACUUAAAUUCCAUUAUAUACAAAUUUCAUAUAAUAAUCAAUUUAAUCCCCAAUCAAUUAAAUUGAAAAACCAUUAGAAUGUACAAUAAGAAACAUACAUACCCUAGUA